Lates calcarifer (barramundi perch) is the source of this 3975-nucleotide messenger RNA. RefSeq names its product cytochrome P450 26B1 (gene cyp26c1). The transcript has 7 exons. The coding region runs from base 430 to 2049 and encodes 539 amino acids. Gene Ontology annotation, biological process: sterol metabolic process. The record is from RefSeq and is a predicted model, not a curated record. Lineage: Eukaryota; Metazoa; Chordata; Actinopteri; Centropomidae. Gene Ontology annotation, molecular function: monooxygenase activity; oxidoreductase activity, acting on paired donors, with incorporation or reduction of molecular oxygen; iron ion binding.
GUCUCUGCUCUGAUCUCCAAACUUUUUCUUUUCUUUUUUUUUUUUUAAUUCUUUCUCUGGUCCGCACGGUGAAUGAACGAGCCUCGUUAACAUAUUCAGACCAACGUCAUCCCUGUGAAGGUGGACCAUGCCGUGCAGCCUUUUCUAUAAAACCCCCCGCAGCCCGUUCACUGUGGAGGAAUAGUCACCGGUCUGGCAGAGAGGCGAGAAGGAAACUUUCCUCAAGAAUAAACGGAUAUUUCCCAGCACUGGAAGCAGGCCGUUUCGAGAUUUCACAGGGGGAGAGGAAGAAAAAGCCCGAGGGGGAGAAAAGAGCCGGACGGAGGAGAGGCUUUACGCGCCGCCACCGGGACAGAGUUUCAAACGGGACAGAAGCGCCUCUAAGUACAGACACAGGUGGAUGCUGGGAAGCGGACCAGCUCGGAGGAGAUGUUCCCCCUGGCUCAGUUCGGGGUGCUGUCGGCCCUGGCCACUGCGCUCACCUCAGUGCUGUCCGCGCUCUUGCUGCUGGCGCUGACCCGGCAGCUGUGGAGCCUCCGCUGGAGUCUGACCCGGGACAAAGAGAGCAGCCUGCCGCUGCCGAAGGGGUCCAUGGGCUGGCCGCUGGUCGGAGAGACUUUCCACUGGCUGUUCCAGGGUUCCAACUUUCACAUAUCGCGCAGAGAGCGUCACGGCAACGUGUUCAAGACCCACCUCCUUGGGAAGCCUGUCAUCCGUGUGACAGGUGCAGAAAACAUCCGCAAGAUCCUGCUGGGCGAGCACAGCCUGGUGUGCACCCAGUGGCCCCAGAGCACCCGCAUUAUCCUGGGACCCAACACCCUGGUCAACUCCAUUGGGGAUUUGCAUAAGAGGAAGAGAAAAAUCCUGGCCAAAGUGUUUAGCCGAGGGGCUCUAGAGUCCUACCUGCCCCGGCUGCAGGACGUUGUCAAGUCAGAAAUUGCUAAGUGGUGCUCGGCACCAGGCGCCAUCGAUGUUUACAGCGCUGCCAGGUCCCUGACAUUCCGUAUUGCCGUCAGGGUUCUGCUGGGUCUUCAGCUGGAAGAGGAGCGGAUAGUGUACCUCGCUCAGAUCUUUGAGCAGCUGAUGAACAACCUCUUCUCACUCCCCAUAGACGCUCCGCUCAGUGGCCUUCGCAAGGGAAUAAAAGCCAGAGAAAUCUUGCACGCCAACAUGGAGAAAAUCAUUGAGGAAAAGAUGGAGCGGCAGCAGGUGGAGGAAGAAUAUCACGAUGCCUUCGACUACAUGCUAUCCAGUGCCAAAGAGCAUGGCCAACAGCUCAGCAUCCAGGAGCUUAAGGAAACAGCAGUAGAGUUGAUUUUUGCUGCUCACUCCACCACAGCCAGUGCCUCCACAUCGCUGGUUCUGCAGCUUCUCCGUCACCCGGCCGUGGUUGAGAGGGCAAGAAUCGAGCUGGAGGCAGAGGGCCUUGGCUGCGAAUCCCACAGCAGUCACAGCCCAUCUGGUGUCACUAUGGAGAAAGAAGUGGAUGCUGCCAUCACAGAGACAACCUGCCUUUUAAAUGAAGGGUGUCAGGAUCACACUGACAAGGAUGGUUUCCCACAGUCCCAGUCUCAUAUACCAUAUCUGAACCUUGACAAGCUGAGCCAGCUCCGCUAUGUUGACUGUGUUGUCAAAGAAGUGCUCCGCUUCCUGCCACCAGUCUCUGGGGGCUACCGGACAGCCCUGCAGACAUUUGAAUUAGAUGGCUACCAGAUCCCCAAAGGCUGGAGUGUAAUGUACAGCAUCCGGGACACCCACGAGACUGCAGCAGUCUUCCAGAGUCCAGAGCUGUUUGACCCAGACCGAUUCGGUCCUGACCGGGAGGAGAGCAGGUCGGCUCGGUUCAGCUAUGUACCAUUUGGCGGCGGUGUGCGGAGCUGUGUAGGGAAAGAACUGGCACAGAUCAUCCUAAAGACUUUAGCUGUGGAGCUGGUCGGGACUUGCAAAUGGACUCUGGCCACAGAGAAUUUUCCCAAGAUGCAGACAGUGCCAAUAGUGCACCCUGUAAACGGGCUGCAUGUGCAUUUCACAUACAACUACCCUCUUUAGAUAUAAAUUCAGACUGACAGACUUUUCAAAAACACUUAUUCAUGAGGCAGUUUAACCUUCAAUCUGCCUCUGGAAAAACUCUCCAAACCCAAGAAAGGAGACACAACCACCUUGCUGGUACUGAUGGUGCAGUUCAUGCCCCUUUCAUUUCAAUGGAGAUGAAGACAGGGUUUACAUUGCUAGUUUGGAGCACUUCAUGAUCUUUUCAGUGGUCUGGUCCAAACCUAAGAAACCACUUUGCUGUAACAUAAGUACAUUUACCACCUGGUACAUUUGUGCAGCAUUUCUAUAUGCAAUUUUUAAGCAGUUUGCAUUUUUUAAUUAUUAAUGUAUCAAGUUGCAGUGCACAUCAGUGAGAAAAGUAAAUCUCUGUGCUUAUUUUCAAACAGAGGAUCUGGAUUUGCCCUGCCGAAGUGCCCACUGAAUGGACUGCAUGUACACUUCAAUUACAAGUUUCUAUUCAGAGCUUUCAAAUAGUGUUUUAGGGUCAGUAAAACUCACUCACCGUCAGCUAUUUAAUAUCUCUCUGUAGUCUGUAAAUGCAUCAGACGUACCGAAAACCUUAGAGCCACACAUCUUGAUAAAAAGAGAGAGUCUCUGACAAAGCUCCAAUUCCUAGGGUAAAUAUACCAUGCAAAACUGCCAGCAAGAGCUUGGGCAAUUCUGUUGUACUACACACUACAGAGUGAUUUAUAGAUGAUAAAAUCCACUCAGCAUUGAUGCCUUUAUCAUACUUCUCAGUACCAAGAGCUGUCUCUGUUCACUGUGCUGAGUAAGCAAGUCAUGAGUAUUUCACCUCACUUACAUUUACAAAAGAUUUACAGACAGCUUUUUUGAAAACAAAAUGCAACUGGUCAAAUUCUUCAGAGUUCAUGACAGAGAUAUCACCUCCAAUGACUGUGCAGAAGCAAUCUGAUUUUCCACUGAUGUAAUAUGAUUUAGGGACUUUUAAAACAAUUCUGUGUUCUUUUUUGCAUCUUAAGAUCAGAGCUUACCUUCUGAACUGCCUCUGAGCAAGGCAUGGUGGCCUGCCAGCUCCAUGUGACAGUUCUGAUCAGAACCUGACUAAGGCCAGAACCGCAGUGAAAGUAUAUGUAACGGGGGAAUAUUUUUGGACAUUUUUUUAUGACCCACAUUGGACACAAGAGACUGGACUCAUGUUUGGUUAUUUCAGUCAUGAUGUUUUAUAAUAAUCUCCACUGCAGAAACACUUUUACAGAUGGAACUUGCACUUGAUUUUGACACAGAAAUCCUACAACCAGGAACUGCCCUAAACAUCAAUGUCAAAAUACAUUCAAACUAUCCUAUUGUUUAAAUAUGAAUGUGAUAUAUAUCCUUAACAGUGCUAAUAUGUGUGUAUCAAAUGAAGUAGCAUUAUGAAUAAGCUGUAUUUAAAAUGCAGAUGUAUCUUUCUGUUGUACUUUUACUCUACCUGUAACAAUAUUUGCUGUAAGUAUAGAUAGAGACACUAACCUGUAAUGUAAAGGACUGUCCAUAACACCUUGUUUCACUGCUAGAACAUAGAAAACUUUAAUUGUUUAGAGCAGCAUAUAUUGAGAGUAAAGUUAUUAUUAUUGUUAUUAUUGGUCUAAUUCUAGGACUGUUUCUCUGUUGGUCUUGAAGCCUAAUAGACGCGCUGUGAAAUCUUAACCUAUGGAUGGAUUUGUGGAAGGAGAUAGCACUUUCUCCACUUUAAGGAGUCUGUAUAUAUUUGUCCUGUUUAUGCAUUCAUUGAGUCUAUCAGAUGUAGCUGCUGUACAGUUGAUGUAAAGAGUAAAUUAGAAGAUGGUGAAACAAAAGCAGCCUGUUGUUGCUCUCUGUUUGUCAUAUCGUGUUUCCAAAAAGGACAAUGUGUAUAAUUCCUAAUAUAGCUAAAAUGAUACUUUAUGUACAGAAAUUUCUAAGUAUUCAUAUAUGAUUAUAAAA